AUGACCAGGGAGGAGUCUCCUUCAAUGCAAACUUUCGUCACAAGUUUAUACAUGUCGAUACAUGUAGAGGUCUGUUUAGAAGUAGACCGAAUAGACCGGUCAGUUUGCUAUGAACCGAACCGUUUAAAGAAAGUUUCAGUUCGUUACUCCCCCGAAGACUCUAGUCACUUUACAGUUGACACUUCUGUGAAUUCGACUCCUUCGACUUGGGAGUUGGGAUAUGGGAAGGUGAAGAUGUUGUCACAACCCCAAAACCCACCUUUGAAUCCCAAAAUGCCUAAACGCUCUGACACCUCAGACGAAGAAACCUCGAGCUCAGGCUCAGAGUACGAGAAGCAGAGGCAAGCGAGAAUUGCACAGAACAGGGCAAGCCAGGCUCUGGGUCUUCCCCAAAUGGCCUCCUCUCUAAAGGGUUCGGCCCAGAAUGCGGCGAAGAGGAGCAGGAAGGGGAAAGCGGUCUUGGAGGAGGACGAUGAUGAGGAGUAUAGGCCUGAAGAGGAGGGGGCUGGUUCUUCUAGUGAAAAGGAGGCUAAUGAUGAUGAUGAUUUUGAGGAUGAAGAGUUGUCUGGUUCACGUAAGAGAAAGAAUAAAGUUGCAAAACGUAAAAAUGCUUGUUCGAAGAGUAGUUCAAGCAACUCAGACUACCUUGAUGAUGAUGAAGCAUUGAAGCAAGCAAUUGCUCUUUCAUUACAAGAUUCUGCUGUGACAGGUGUGUCAAAAGCUAAGGUUAAUGAUAGACAAGGAGAGAAUCAAAUUCAGAAAGAUACAGGGAGGACGAGGAAAAACUCGUUUACUAGUCGGCUGCAGAUGACAGAGGAUGAGUUGGUUUUGCACUUCUAUCAGCUUGAUGAAAGCUGCAAUGGGGGAAUUUCUGCUGGAGACCUUGAAAAAGCAGAUAUUGUUCACGAUUUUACUUGGACUGGUAAGGAGGUGGCUGACAUGAUUCAUCUCUUUGAUAGUGAUGGAGAUGCAAAGCUAAGUCUUGAAGAUUUUCGGAAGAUUGUUGUCCGUUGCAACAUGAUAAAAGCACCUGAAAAUGUAUGAUUGGUUCAUAUAGAGCUGAUGCAGCCAUGGAGUAUAGCUGUACAGGGCAUGUGACCUUUCCCCAAUUCCAAGAUGACUUUGAGUUGAGAUUUUGGACUCCAACUAAGGAUCUUGAGAGAAUUAAUAUGUACAAGUCACCUAUAUGUAAAGACAGAAAGCAAAAGAUGUGUAUGAACUCGAGUUGUAAAAAGUCUACUCAGUUAAUUUUCUGAGCA
Molecule: messenger RNA, 1259 nt
Organism: Argentina anserina (silverweed cinquefoil)
Lineage: Eukaryota; Viridiplantae; Streptophyta; Magnoliopsida; Rosales; Rosaceae
Exons: 6
Coding region: 1-1044 (347 amino acids)
Molecular function (GO): calcium ion binding
Source: RefSeq, a predicted model, not a curated record